CUUUUGAUCGCCUCUCAUGUUUACUCAUGGCCAUGCCACCAUGGCCCGUAGCGGCAUUUCUCUGUAGUUCUGCCUGUUCUGUUAUUCUGGGGUUCUUUAUCUUGGUAUCUAAUGUAGCCUAUCUAUAGGUCCGGAUACGAACAACAAAUAUGUCAAACUUUCUUCUUGAGCGGGAGCUACCCAACUUAAAAGUGGCUGUGAACAAUACGGGAAUGGAUAACGACGACGACGACCUUAUGGAUAUGGAUGACCAGAAAGCCGACAUCGCCGAAACUGUAUCUGACCGGAACCUGAAUUCUCCCGAUUCUCUCUCCGUGAAAGCUGCAAAUGACGAUAUGAAAGGUGACAACGAUACUAAGGACUCUGCGAGCGAUGGAACCCAAUUGGAAGAUCUUUAUCGAAGUUUGGGGCUUCACCCAAGACGGGUACCAGCCGGUACACGCCUGGAUACAGUUCAUGUGCGUGGAGUCACAGACAUGAGCACUGAAGAUAUUCUCGACUAUUUCAAAGACUACAAUCCAGUUUCUGUGGAUUGGAUAAAUGACUACUCGUGUAACGUGGUGUGGAAGGACGAGAAGGAUGCAGCAUUGACACUGUUGAGGAUUUCACGUCCUGUUCUCAUUAAAGGGACAGCAUUAAAGGAAAAGGAAGCUGUUCAAAAGCCAAGCGGAAAAUCUCCCCUCGACCGACCGUCCCAAGAGUCGUCAGUUGCACCGAAACCAGAAGAAAUUGUUGUCAUGUCAGAGGACGACGCCUCUGAUGUGGAAGUUGAGAGUGGCAACUUGGAUGGACCCUUGGAGGAGUUGGACAUCUCCAAGUUGGAUGUUCCCGUUCCUCCCGGCAGAUGGCGUCGUGGCAUCUCGCACUCCAAGGCUGCCGUCCUGCUUAUGCGAUUCUCAAACAAGUAUGACAAGAAAACCACUGGGGCAGAAAAACGCAGCGAGUACUAUAAGAAGUAUGGCAAUCCCAACUAUGGAGGAAUGACGGGACUGAUAAGCCGGUCACGGAAAAGGCGGAUGAGAGAGCAGAUGAGCGACAAUGCGGAGGGACAGAAAAGUGACGGAGAAUUGGAAGAGGAAGCUGAAGCCGAUGAUCAAGAUGAGCAGAUGGAACCCAAGCGCAUGCGAAUGAAGAUGUACGCUGACGAAGAGGAAGAAAAGAUCCGUAAGAAAAAAAUAAGUAGGAGACGCACAAAUGUCCCAACACCACCCACCCCUUGGUCGACCCCGGGCAACUCGCCUACAUCAGACGAGGACCCCGCUCAGGGGAGUGGCUCCGUGUGGGACCGCCUCUCGGGGGGACGGCCAAUCAUCAGGCCCCAAUAUGUGGAACGUUCUCCUUCACCGGAAGAACCACAAGACACAAACAGGGGACGUCAGUAUGUCGACCUUGAUGACCCCCGUCUGCGCGACGACUAUGACGAAUGGGAAGAUGGUGACCCCUAUCAGCCUCCUCUACCCAGGUGGGCAGAUGAGGGCAAUGAUGAUGACUCUGGUAGAGUACGCGGCGGACGAAGUCUUCCCUCUAGGUUAGGACCCGUGUCCGGAGGAGACCUGAGGUCCAAGUUGGAGGCCCUGCGACGGAAACGCAAGACUGUUGAGACAGUGACUCCGCUCAGAAUAUCUGUAGUGAAUGACGCAGAUUGACUCUUAUUGGGGACUGUUCAUCUGAAAUGUCUGUUGGAUGUCUUGUAUACAAUAAAGGAGGCUGAUACAGCGUUGCUUUUUCUCU
This is a messenger RNA of Ornithodoros turicata, 1731 nucleotides long. RefSeq names its product nuclear cap-binding protein subunit 3-like. Gene Ontology annotation, molecular function: mRNA binding; RNA 7-methylguanosine cap binding. Gene Ontology annotation, cellular component: nucleus. The transcript is spliced from 10 exons. The record is from RefSeq and is a predicted model, not a curated record. Lineage: Eukaryota; Metazoa; Arthropoda; Arachnida; Ixodida; Argasidae. Bases 150 to 1646 code for a protein of 498 amino acids.